GGCAGACAGCUCCAGCAAUAAGACGCUGCUGUUCUGUGGCACCUUGAAGGUGCAGGGAUACAACAGUGGUUCCACACUGUCCAGGGCUUGGUCGGGGGGCCUCUGGUUGGUGCAGCUGGAGGUGGCAAAGGUUCAGGCAAUGCUGAACCUGGGGCUUUCCAGCAGCAUGAGACCCACUCCAUCCAGCUCCGUGUGAGUUCCUGGCUAUGUGGAAUGGCCUCUCCCUGCAAAAUGCUAAUCUCACCCUCAGUCACAGCCAUGGGCUGUCUCAGAAGCUGCCUCUCCCCUCCAGAUGUGCAGGGUGGGUAUGGGCUGCUGUCCCAAGCAGGGUGAGGGUGCUCUCACACCCUCUGUUCCUCUCCCUUGUAAGUAGCCUGGGGCAACCUUCCAUGUGCUCACCUCUGGGAGUGGCUGCUGAAGUGGCUCAGCGUGUGCCAUCUGUUACUCAGCCCUGCUUUAUUUUUAGCGAUGUCUUGAAAACAAUCAUCUUUUCCGGCCGGAAGCCAGAGGCAGUUUCCUGAGGCCUGGGUAGAGGCAGGAGGGUUUUUGUCAGGGCUGUUACCUGGACUGCUCGGAAACUUUGCAUGGUGGUAGGGACCAUAAUCUGAUGACCACCCCCCAACUCUGCUGGGGUAGGUGUUUGAGAUGCCCAUCACUGCAUCCCGGUCUGCCCUGCAGCAGCACUGCUUGGAAGGAGGCGAGUCCCCCAUUCCUCUGAGGAGCUGGACUUGGGGCAGUGGUUUAUCGGAAAUGCUGAGGUUUGGUUUCUGUGUUGCCUUGCUGAAAAGCCGUGAGCCUCUGGAUGAGUCAGAGUAGGCAGAAGCCCAGCAGCACUGGCAGUGGGCAGACAGAGCCACGAUAAGGCUGUGAGAGCCCUGCUCGCAUGCCAGACCUGCCCAGUGCCUGACCUCCAGCUACACUGCUGUCCCAGAAGUGGGGAAUUGUUUUGGGAAAUGUGGUUCUGGGAAACCGCUGUGUCACUAGAGUGUGAACUAGAGUACAUGAUGGGUGGUGUUUUCAAAAUGCCCAUUCCGUGCCCAAAUGCCUGGGGUUUGCCCCAUAGCAGGCAGGAAGCAUGGCCAGGGGUAGUUUCAGCCUCCACACUCACUUUCCAGUUGUAGGGAUCCACAUCCAGCAUGUGCUAUGGCAGAUGGGCCUCCCAUGUGAUGUGACAUCAUGGUGGCCGUGGCCUCCAGCUGAGGUCCCACUCCCUACCACGUUCCCACGAUCCCUGUCUCCUUCCUUUGAGACUGUCUGGGAACUCUGCUCUCCAUCCCUGCAGUUUGCUGUUUGUCCUGCUCUGGUCCCCUCUCUGAGCAGGGCAGCUGUCCCUUCCACUGCCCUGCACGCUCCCAGCCCUCCCAGCAUGACACACUUCCUCCCCCUUCUCCGGCAGCAGCCCCACGCUGUUCCCAUCCUGAGCAGCUCCUCGGUGCCACUGGAGCCUGAGCAGAGGCUGCUGCAACCGGCGGAGGGGUGGGACGGAUGAGAGGCAGGCAGGGAAGUUCCAGCUGCCCCGUGCUUAGCAAGGGCUGCAGUGGCUCUCCAGGAAGCCCCAAGGGGCCACGUAAGGCUGAGUGUCCUUAGCUGCUUCCUCCCGAAUAUCCGUUCCCGGUAGCUGCUGGACUGGGACUGCCCGGAGGAGGUGGGCAAGGUGGGGAGACCUGGGCUGGGUGAUGGGACCACAGUUCUCCCUUCCUGGCAGUGCUGCUUGUGGUGGCCAUAGGACAGAGCCCUCAGUGGGUGCUCAUGGGUUGGUGCCCCCUUGGCACCUGUGGCUGUGGGGGGAAUGAGAGCUGUGACCUGGGCAGGGUCAGUGUGCCAGGGGUCUGCCUGCACUGAUGGCCCUGGGCUGGGGCACAGCCAGAGGUCCUGGCACUUACAGGAGCCAUAGACAGGGAAACAAGAGCUGUGCCUGUGCCAAGGAAGUGCCGUGGAGCAGCCCUGGUGUGAACUCGUGCCAGGGAAGGACAGGGUUGUGCCUAGGGGUCUGGCUUUGCUUGUCUGCCCCCAUGGGUCAGUGACUGUGUCCCACUGGGGACUAGGGGUGCUCCGAGGGACAAGCCACUGCCUGGGCACUGGCUGACAUGAGCAGCAUGUUCACAGGGCCCUCUGCUUGUCUGCUUACAAGAGCACUGGGGUUCAGGAGGGGGAAACCCAAAACUCAUCCUUGAAAUGCUUGCUCUGCUGAGGAAACAGGAGUUGGAAGCAGCUCUGCUCCAGCGCUUUCCCUAACCCCGCCACUGCCCCUGUGCUGAUUCAUUGAUUUGGACGGGUUAUAUACUGGGAGGGGAAGAAUGAACCACACUCUGCUCUCUUGCCAGCACGGAGCUGUGCUCACUCGGUGCUCGUGGCUGCAGGACACUCGGGCCCAAUGGAGCAGGGAGGCUGGCAGCCGUGGCUGCUGCUGCUGGUGGGCAUCCAGCUGGCCAGUAGCCAGUGCCCAGAGCAGUGCCAGUGUGUCCGCAGUGCCCAGGUGGAGUGCUUUGGUGCCGAUAUCACCAUGGUGCCUAGCCCCAUCCCUGCCAACGCCAUGACCCUGCAGAUCAUCAACACGCGCAUCGCCGAGCUGGGCGACGCCGCCUUCGGCAACGCCUCCCUGCUGAUCGGGCUGCGCGUCGAGAAGAACAUCCUGUCCCGCAUCAGCCCGGGGGCCUUCCAGAACCUGCCCGACCUGCGCUACCUCAGCCUGGCCAGCAACAAGCUGCAGGAGCUCCCUGUGCAGGUCUUUGAGCCUCUGGACAAGCUGGAGUCUCUGCUCCUCUCCAGCAACCAGAUCCUCCAGGUCGAGCCUUCCCACUUCGCCCAUCUGAGCAACCUCAAGGAGCUGCAGCUGCACGGGAACAACCUGAAGGAGCUGCAGGAGGGGGUGUUUGACCAGCUGACCAGCCUCACCAAGCUCAACCUGGCCAGGAACAACAUCGACCGCCUGCCGCCCCGGGCCUUCGAGCGGCUGGCACGGCUGCAGGUACUGAGGCUCUACGAGAACCGGCUCAGGCACAUCCCGGUGGGCACCUUUGAUGGGCUGCCAGAGCUGCAGGAGCUGGGGCUGCACCAGAACCAGCUGGAGACGCUGUCCCCGGAGCUCUUUGUGCACAACACCAACCUGCAGAAGCUCUACCUGUCCAACAACUUCCUCACCACUCUGCCGAGCGGCGUCUUCCUGCCCCUGCAUGCUCUCGCCAAGAUCACCCUGCACGUCAACCGCCUGCGGGACAUCUCCCCCAGUGCCUUUGGGCCCAUGCCCAACCUACAGGAGCUCUGGCUUUAUGAGAAUGAGCUCUCCACCCUCCCCACUGCCGUCUUCAGCAACCUCACCCAGCUGCAGCUCCUGGUUCUCAGCAAGAACCGGCUGCGGUCGGUGGCACCGGGGACAUUCCAGGGCUUGGGGGAGCUGCUGGAGCUGUCGCUGCACUCCAAUGCCCUGCGCCGCCUGGAUGCCCGGGCACUGGAGGGGAUGCCCAAGCUGCAGAACAUCUCUCUGCACCAUAACCAGCUGCAGGCACUGCCACGGGGCCUCUUCAAGGCCACCCCUGGGCUGCGGCACCUGCAGCUGCACUCCAAUGCCCUGGAGUUCCUGCCCGCUGGUGUCUUCUCCCCGCUGACUGCCCUGCGAGAGGUGAGGCUGCACAACAACUCCUGGCGCUGCGACAAGGGCAUCCUGCCCCUGCAGGGCUGGCUGGAGGAGAACCCUCACAAGGUGGGUGAGAUCCCCCCGCUGUGUGCCCAGCCUCCCGCCCUGCAGGGCAUCCCCAUUGCCGGGCUGACACAGGAUCAGCUCCUCGACCCCCAGGCCCCCACUGCUGCUCCUCAUCCCAGCACCCUGCUCCCUGCUGACACCUCUGAGGCAGCAUCAGAUGAUGCCUCAGCAGCAGAAGAUGCCUCAAUGGAACCCCCCACAGGGCUGCCAGCCUCCCCACAGGAGGAUGAGGAGGAGAAGAAGGAGGAAGAAGAGAGGGGGCAGUGGGGGCUGACACGCCUACAGAGUGGCGUGGUGGUAGCAGUCAUCGUGCUGGUGUGUGUGGCCCUGCUGGCUGCUCUGGUGGCACUGGUGGUCUAUGGAUGUAGGAAGAAGAGCCAUGUUGUGCUCAUGAGGAUGAAGGCUCCGAAUGAAGCCUGAGUAUCUGGCAGACCCUGAGGGCAGAGCUGCUUGUGGGGUCAAAGGACAUGACAGUGGCUCUGCAUCAGCUGCCCUUGCUGACUGGGAUGGGACAACAUCACCGUGUGUGCUGUGUGUACCACUGUCCUGCUCUGCUUUGCCCUGCCCCUGCUCUGCAGCAGGGCCUUCCCACCAAGUGACCUCCCAUGGCUGCCCACUAUCCCCAGCCCUUCCUGCCUCCAGUGCAGCCUCUGUGCUCAUUCCCUGCCCCGGGUCCAGCAGCUGAGGUGUGGGAUGCAGAGAGGGACCCCUCGAGCCAGGAGCCACAGCCUGGCCAUGAUGGUGCUUUACCCCAAAUAACAGGAUUUCUCCAUCCUUCACCUCGCCUCAUUCCUUGCAGUGCUGCUGCCCUCACGCUGCCUGCUGCCCUCACCCCUGCCCAGCCCCUCUUCCCCACCUUCUGGCCCCUCCAUGCCUCCCCCUUGGCCCUGCCUGGGCAGGCAGUGUGAGCCAUCGUGCUGGGCCAGGAGCCGGGCGAGCACCUUCGCCCCGGGGGAGCUGCACGGCCCCUGCUGCUCCGUCACUCACUGUGCCUGGGCAGGGCUGCCCGUGGGGCUGCGUUGCUGCCAGGCUGGCACACCCUGAGUGUCUCAGCUGCGUCCCAGUUGCCCUCCCUGCCUGCUGGCAGGGCAGGCCAAUGCACAGCCAGCACCCUCUCCUGCUCCCAGCAUCUGCCUGCUUCCCUCGUGCACCUCCAGCCAGGACAGCCAGGGGACAGUGUGCUGGCAUCAGGGAUGGGCAGGAGCAGCGCCCCAGCCCUCACUGCUGACCCUGCUGUGGCUGUGGCCCUGCCUGCAGCGCCCUGCCUCAGCCCCACAGGGUGCUUGCACUGUGAGGGCAGAGGAGUGGCACAAUGGGUGUGAAGGUUCUGCAGGGGCUGGGAGAAGCUCUUGUGCUUGUGCUCCUGGACUGCUGGAGCAUGUUGGGGCUGCCUCUGCUGCACCCCAUUCCUGGUCCUCAUUUCCUUAACACCCUCCACAAGCUAGUGAGCAACCUGGUCCUGCUCUGCUUGACAAAGCUUCUUCAUCCUCUUCUUACACCCUUGAGUGCCCUCCUGUGUGUGCCCAGUGCCCCUGCUGGGUGGCAGCCCUUGGCCAGGGGGAUGCUGGCAGCACAGAGUGCUGGCUGCUCUGCAGUUUGCAAAUGGGUGCCACACCAUCCCCCCUGCAUCCAGCUGCCUUCUCCAGCUGUAGCAUGCCCAUGGGGAGAUUGAGCUCCCCUCCAUGCGUGCUGCAGUGGCACCAGCCUGCCUGAGGACUGCUGCUGUGGGACAAGGUGCGUGUUUGGUGUCCACACACCUCAGCAGCCAGUGCUGGUGCAAACAGCUCCACCAUGCAAGCUGGUGCAUGUGAUGGGUCACCCCUCUGGGCAGAGUCCUGCAUGGCAGCAGGAGACUCAUGACUGUGUCACGGGGCUGUUGGGUGCUGAUGUGUGACCUUCUCAUUAAAGUGCCACUGUCCACUC
Messenger RNA from Taeniopygia guttata (zebra finch), 5623 nucleotides. The record is from RefSeq and is a predicted model, not a curated record. Lineage: Eukaryota; Metazoa; Chordata; Aves; Passeriformes; Estrildidae.